This is a messenger RNA of Anguilla rostrata (American eel), 6842 nucleotides long. It is a transcript of the gene trpm7, whose product is annotated as transient receptor potential cation channel, subfamily M, member 7. The transcript has 40 exons. The record is from RefSeq and is a predicted model, not a curated record. NCBI's taxonomy places the organism in Eukaryota, Metazoa, Chordata, Actinopteri, Anguilliformes, Anguillidae. Gene Ontology annotation, molecular function: ATP binding; calcium channel activity; protein serine/threonine kinase activity. Gene Ontology annotation, biological process: calcium ion transport; protein tetramerization; monoatomic cation homeostasis. Gene Ontology annotation, cellular component: plasma membrane. Bases 187 to 5826 code for a protein of 1879 amino acids.
UGACUCGUCACGCAGCGUCAGUCCGGAGUCGCACAAUUAUGAAAAAGCUACCUUCCGCUGGAGCUGGAGCGGAGGCAGAUUUCUCAAACGUCAACCGAGCUUUCCUUCCAAGGCUAACCGAUAACACCGCAGAUAGAUGGCUAAAAGCCACGGAUCAGCUCUUCCUGAGUCUGAACGGUGAAGAGAAUGUCCCAGAAAUCCUGGAUAGAAAGCACUUUCACCAAGAGGGAAUGUGUGUACAUACUUCCAGUUUCAAAAGAUCCCCACAGAUGCCUUCCAGGAUGUCAAAUUUGCCAGCAGCUUGUGCGGUGCUGCUGCGGACGGCUGGUCCGGCAGCACGCUGGCUUCACCGCCAGCCUGGCCAUGAAGUACUCGGACGUGAAGUUGGGUGAGAAUGAGAUGCCCGAGCUGGAGGAGUGGUCCGUGGAAAAGCACACAGAGGAAAGCCCCACCGAUGCGUACGGCGUCAUCAACUUUCAGGGAGGAUCCCAUUCCUACAGAGCCAAGUAUGUGCGACUCUCUUACGACUCCAAACCAGAAAUGAUCCUUCGCCUUAUGCUCAAAGAAUGGCAGAUGGAGCUUCCAAAAAUCGUCAUCUCUGUCCACGGCGGGAUUCAGAACUUCGACCUUCACCCCCGCAUCAAGCAGGUGCUCGGAAAGGGCCUGAUCAAAGCCGCAGUUACCACGGGUGCCUGGAUCCUGACCGGAGGGGUGAACACAGGUGUAGCAAAACAUGUUGGUGACGCUCUUAGAGAGCACUCUUCCAGAUCCUCACGGAAAAUUUGCACUAUUGGAAUAGCUCCAUGGGGAGUUAUUGAAAACAGGAACGACCUCAUCGGAAGAGAUGUGGUUGCCCCGUACCAAACGCUGCUGAACCCUCUGAGCAAGCUGAACGUGUUGAACAACGUGCACUCUCACUUCAUCCUGGUGGACGAUGGGACGGUGGGCAAAUAUGGGGCAGAGGUCAAAAUGCGGCGGGAACUGGAGAAGCACAUUAACCUGCAGAGGAUUCAUGCCAGGAUCGGCCAGGGCGUGCCGGUGGUGGCGCUCAUCUUCGAGGGCGGGCCCAACGUGAUCCUGACCGUGCUGGAGUACCUGCAGGAGAGCCCGCCCGUGCCCGUGGUGGUGUGCGAGGGCACGGGCCGAGCCGCCGACAUCCUGGCGUACGUCCACAAGCAGACUGAGGAAGGAGGGGGUCUUCCUGAUGGUGUUGAAGCAGACAUCAUUGCCACUAUUAAAAAAACCUUCAACUUCAGUCACAGCGAUGCCAUACACCUCUUUCAGACACUGAUGGAAUGCAUGAAGAGCAAAGAAUUGAUAACGGUCUUUCACAUUGGUUCAGAGGACCACCAGGACAUUGACGUUGCAAUACUGAGAGCGCUGCUAAAAGGCACUGAUGCAUCUGCGUUUGACCAGCUCGUCCUCACCCUGGCCUGGGACCGGGUUGAUAUUGCCAAGAACCAUGUGUUCGUGUAUGGUCAGCAGUUGUUGGUGGGCUCUUUGGAGCAGGCCAUGCUGGAUGCUCUGGUGAUGGACCGGGUGGACUUUGUGAAGCUGCUUAUUGAGAAUGGAGUGAGCAUGCACAGGUUUCUCACCAUCACCCGUCUGGAGGAGCUCUACAACACGAAACAAUCCCCAACAAAUCCAACACUCUUUCACCUAGUAAGAGAUGUUAAACAGGGUAACCUUCCCCCAAAUUACAAAAUCACACUGAUUGAUGUUGGCCUUGUCAUUGAGUACCUUAUGGGUGGAACGUACAGAUGCAACUACACACGGAAGCGCUUCAGAAUCAUUUACAACAAUCUUCAUGGAAAUAGUCGGCGGUCUGGACGCCACUCAUCAAGUGGUGGAUCCCAUCUGCGUAAAACCCACGAGCCCUUCAGCAUCCAGGCAGACAAGAAAGAGAAGACAAGGCACGACCACUUCAUUAAGACUGCCCAGCCAUACAAACCCAAGCUGGAGUCCACAGCAGAGCAGUCCAAGAAGAAGAGUAAGGAGGAGAUUGUGGACAUCGAUGAUCCGGAGACCCGGCGGUUCCCCUAUCCCUUCAACGAGCUGCUGGUGUGGGCGGUGCUGCUGAAGAGGCAGAAGAUGUCUCUGUUUUUCUGGCAGCAUGGGGAGGAGUCCAUGGCCAAGGCCUUGGUGGCCUGCAAGCUGUGCCGCUCCAUGGCCUACGAGGCUAAGAAGAGCGAUGUGGUUGACGACACUUCAGAAGAGCUGAAAGAGUACUCAAAUGAAUUCGGCACGCUGGCAGUGGACCUGUUGGAACAGUCAUUCAGGCAGGACGAGACGAUGGCCAUGAAGCUGCUGACCUACGAGCUGAAGAACUGGAGCAACUCGACGUGCCUUAAGCUGGCAGUGGCCUCCAGGCUGCGGCCCUUCGUAGCCCACACCUGCACACAGAUGCUGCUCUCGGACAUGUGGAUGGGACGGCUCAACAUGAGGAAGAACUCCUGGUACAAGGUCAUUUUGAGUAUUCUGGUGCCACCAGCGAUCCUGAUGUUGGAGUACAAGACAAAAGCAGAGAUGUCUCAUAUUCCCCAGUCACAGGAUGCCCAUCAGAUGACCAUGGAGGACAGUGAGCAUAACUUCCAGCAUCCAGCGGAAGACAUCCAAAUGGAUGUUUUCAAGGAAGUGAGGUUAAAUGAGAACAUCGAAGCAAAAAGCGAAACUGAGAUCCACAUCCGACCAAGAAGGAUACCAAUCACCAGGAAGUUUUAUGCAUUUUACCACGCUCCCAUUGUCAAGUUUUGGUUCAACACGCUGGCAUACCUUGUGUUUCUGAUGCUGUACUCCUACGUCGUCCUGGUGCAAAUGCCCAACUGGCCUUCUCCACAUGAGUGGGGUGUCAUCCUCUACAUCUUCACCUCAGCCAUCGAGAAGAUCCGCGAGAUGUUUAUGUCUGAAGCUGGAAAAAUUGGCCAAAAGGUCAAAGUCUGGUUCAGUGACUAUUUUAACAUUUCGGACUUCCUUGCAAUUGUUACAUUCUUUGUCGGGUUUGGCCUGAGAUUUGGAACAGGUGAUGUCUUUGUUGCCGGAAGAAUCGUUUAUUGCUUGAAUAUCAUAUUUUGGUACGUGCGGCUCUUGGAUAUUCUGGCUGUGAACCAGCAGGCUGGACCCUAUGUCAUGAUGAUUGGUAAAAUGGUGGCGAACAUGUUUUACAUAGUUGUGAUAAUGAUAGUGGUGCUUCUGAGCUACGGGGUUCCCAGGAAAGCUAUCCUGUACCCAAAUGAGGAACCCUCCUGGAAGCUCGCUAAAGAUGUUGUGUUCCAGCCCUACUGGAUGAUGUAUGGUGAAGUGUACGCUUACGAAAUUGAUGUUUGUGCAAAUAACAGUGAGGAUCAUGUGAAGUCUCUCUGUGGCCCUGGAGUGUGGUUGACACCGCUCCUGCAAGCAGUCUACCUCUUUGUUCAAUACAUUCUUAUGGUUAAUCUACUCAUCGCUUUCUUCAACAAUGUGUACAUACAAGUGAAAUCCAUGUCCAAUCUGGUGUGGAAGUACCAGCGAUACCAUUUCAUCAUGGCUUACCAUGAGAAACCAGUCCUCCCUCCUCCACUCAUCUUACUCAGUCACCUGGUCUCCCUCUUCUCCUGCAUCUGCCGGAAGAGGAAGAAGGGCAGUGGGACAUACGGACCAAAACUCUUUCUGACGGAGGAAGACCAAAAGAAGCUCCACGACUUCGAAGAGCAGUGCGUGGAAACGUACUUCCACGAAAAGGAUGACCAGUUCCACUCUGGGAGUGAGGAGAGAAUUAGGGUCACCUCGGACAGGGUUGAGUACAUGUGCAUACAGCUGAAGGAAGUCGGCAACAGGGUGAACUUCAUAAAGCGCUCCCUUCAUACCCUGGACUCUCAGAUCGGCCACUUGCAGGACCUGUCGGCGCUGACGGUGGACACGCUGAAGGCCCUGACCGCGCAGAGGGCGUCCGAGGCCAGCAAGGUGCACAAUGAGAUCACCCGCGAGCUCAGCAUCUCCAAGAACCUGGGGCCUAACCAGGCGGACAUCGGGUCCCAGUCCAAGUCCUCGGCGCUGGUGAAGCACAGCGUGGGGGCGCACUUUGGGCCUUCCUUCCCGCAGGGCGGAGGCAACAUCGCGGACUCCUUGUUCGGCAGCCGGGCCCAGGACGCGGUCGGCCGGAGGUUCGGCCCGGACAGCGCCCUGAGCCCCGAGAGGAGGGCUGCAAACAUUCCAGAGGCUGGUUCCUCGGGCAGUGCCUUAACCCAAAGUGCCGUCUCCCCCCCCGAACUCCGGCUGAAGGGCCACUCCGUUGCGGAGAGGCACGCGUCCCGUCCACAAGACUUCCAGUGCGGUGACUCGCCCAGCAGUCUGCCAAAUGUACCCCCUCCAGCUGCAAAGUUUUUUGUCAGCACCCCUUCUCAGCCCAGUGGCUCAAGCCCCCGGGUGCCCUCUCCCGGAGGGCCCCAGGACGUCCUGCCUGAAAGCCCCCUUGUAGAAUUUGGGGCGUUCGUCGGUCACAAAGAGGACUCUGAGCUUCAGAGAUCAUUAUCGAAAGAUGUGACUGCUGGAAACAAAUGGCUCAGUCCAUCCAAGAAGGACAAAGAAAUGGCUCACCCUGAAGGUCAUUUGAGGACAGUCAAUUCAUAUGCAGGCUUCACUGAGUUUGAUAUGAACCCAGUCUCACUCCAUCCCGAAACAACGCUGAGCAAGCGAGAGAGGAGCCGCGUCUCAGCCGAAGAUAUCCCCCUCCAUGAGGACCUGAGGGCCGCGCAUCAGCUGGAGAGGGCACAAGGCAAGUCAUCGCAAGCCACCAGUCUAACCCCAGGAGAAGAUGCCUUAAAUGCUGCAGCAUGCCUGUACACGUCCAGACACGCACAUCUGGGGGCCAGGAAAGACUCAAUUGGUUCCCCUUUCAAGCCUAUGGACAUAAGCUAUCAAUAUUCAGCCGUGGAGCGUAAUAAUCUGAUGCGGCUGUCCCAGAGCAUUCCAUUCACCCCUGUGCCACCGAGAGGAGAGCCAGUCACUGUGUACCGUCUGGAGGAGAGCUCCCCCAACACCAUCAACAACAGCAUGUCGUCCUGGGCCCAGCGGGGGCUCUGUGCCAAAAUCGAGUUCCUCAGCAAGGAGGAGAUGGGCGGGGGCCUGCGCCGGGCGCUCAAGGUCCUCUGCACCUGGUCCGAGUACGACAUCCUCAAGCCGGGCCACCUGUACAUCGUCAAGUCCUUCCUGCCGGAGGUGGUCAACACCUGGCAGACCAUCUACAAAGAAGACACUGUGCUGCAUCUCUGUCUCAGGGAAAUUCAGCAGCAAAGAGCUGCUCAGAAACUGACCUUUGCCUUUAACCAAAUGAGGCCGAAAACUAUCCCUUAUUCACCCAGGUUUCUGGAGGUGUUUCUGUUAUAUUGCCACUCAGCUGGUCAGUGGUUUGCCAUUGAGGAGUGCAUCACCGGAGAGUUCAGGAAGUUCAACAACAACAACGGGGAUGAGAUUGUUCCCACAAACCUACUUGAGGAAACUAUGCUGGCCUUCAGCCACUGGACAUAUGAGUACACUAGAGGAGAGCUUCUGGUGCUGGACUUGCAAGGUGUUGGAGAAAUUUUGACAGAUCCGUCUGUGAUAAAAAGUGGUGAAAAGGGAUCAUAUGACAUGAUUUUUGGGCCAGCGAACCUGGGAGAUGAUGCAAUACGGAACUUCCGCGCUAAACACCACUGCAAUUCCUGCUGCCGAAAACUCAAACUUCCAGAUCUGAAGCGCAACGAUUACACACCCGACAAAGUGACACUACCCCAAGACGAACCGCCAGAGGAUUCCGUUCAGCCAGGAAGCGGUGCCAAAGAACAAAGGCAUUCUAUGCGUCUGAUGCUGUGAGACCCCCCCCCGUGUCCAGGGUGUAAGGGGGGAGAUGAGGCAGCACUUUCGUAUCCACUGUAAAAUCAUCUCACUUCCCAUCAAGGCCAUUUAUGUGGACUGUGGGGGGAGGGGGUGGGGUUCUUCCUUCUUUAGCCUGUUCAUUUUGUCAUGCAACUUCUGAACUGCAUGAUGGAAUAGGAAGCGUAGGACACUGAGCUCAGCCUCUCAGACUUCGCAAGGAAGUUAUGUGUAACCUUUUUUUUUAAAAAUGGAAAACUGUUGUUGCCUGCAAAUAAGAAGUGAGAAGGUGCAAUUAUUGAGAACCAUAGCAAUUUUAGAAUAUAUAAAUGGGGGAAAACAACUUUUAAGGCUUUUUUUUAAACAGGUUUAUAUGUUGAUAUUAGUAUCCACAGUGGCUAUCAACUUGUACAAUCUCAUUGUAUAGAGGGGUAUAGUAUUUAUUAUUAUGAAUUAUGAAAGUUGCCUUGUAUAAAAUAAGCAAUUUUAAGUGCAUUGUCUACAUUUUUGUCAUGGCAGGUUUGUAAGGGAGACCUGUUCCGAUUCAAACUGCAUUUACUGAAUUUAUCUAGGGCAGAAUGUAAUCCAUUUUUUAUAUAAAUGUAAAAACACCAUGUAGAAAUAUCUGUAUUAUGGCAUUUGUGGUACAUCCUUUAUUAAUAAAUACAUAUGGAUUGAAAAUCUUGUAAAAUAUGGGCAGAUUGCAAUGCAACUUUUACAGUACAAUAUAUGUAAUUUUAAUGUGUUGAACUCUUUAUCUGAAACUGUGUCCACCAAAAAUUAAUAGAAGAGUUUUUAAUGUUACAGAGGUACUAUUGUCUUUUUGUCAUUCAAGUAUUGUAUGAGCAAAUUUUAAUCUAGUGUAUCUUAUAGAUACAGUUAUCUGGCACGAGCUAAAUAGAUUAAAAUUAUAGUUAUUUUAUGCUGGGGGAAUUGUGGAACAUAUUAAGGGUAUAAUACUGUAUACAUUUUGUACUGUAUAUCAUUUAAUCUAAUAAAAUAUAAAAUGUAUAAGC